UACUCCUAUCCCCACCAUUUAUCUCAUUUUAGCCAAGUGUAAAAAGUGUAAGUCCUAGUACCAAAUGUAUGUGUUGCAUACUUGGUAAAUGUCGAUCGUGGGGCUUGGUGGGGUCACCUCGUCGAUCACUUCCAUCAAAGCCUUUUGAACUUGCGUCAUUGAUCAACUGAACUCUCGUUAAGCGCAAGAUGUCUUGGUCACCAUCGUCUUUGCUUCCGGACGCUAGCGAUUCACAACUGUUGUCCGGGUCUCUGCCACUACCUGAACCAUUCGACUCGCCUUCUCAUACGGGUCCUGGAGGCGCCGAUCUUUCCCUCUCAGAGCUGUCACUUUCAGAUAAAGACACAGAAAAUUUUCAUUUUCAUGAUAAGCCACGUUUCAGUCUACUGGCGCCAACUGCUACAACAUCGCAGACAUUCUGGCCUGAUCAAAGUAGGAUAUCAGAGGACGACGAAUAUGAAGAAGGAAACGAGGAGGGCUCUGAAAACGAUGUUGAUACAACUAUGAUCGGGAGGGUUGCUGCUGCAAAGGCACGGGAAGACAAGCUUCAGAGCGAUCUCUACGUUCUCAAGAAGCUGAACGCGUCUUUUGCGUUAUUUAAUGACGCGUUGCGGUCUACUCAGACUGCAACUGAGCAAGUGGCAACUCAACUCUCACAGACGGAUGCACUUUUAGAUAAAUAUGUCAAUAUGCUUGGAAAGUCGGAAGCUGUGGCUAAGCUGAUUUUUGAUGAACAAUGGGAAGGCGCAGAGGCUGAUGAGGAGUUACUUCAGCAAGAGCGACAGGAGGCUCUUGAACAGGCUCGACUAGAAAAGGAACGCCUUGUACGGGAAGAGGCGGAACGGAGGGAAGCAGAAGAGCGUGCACGUGUGGCCGCGGAGGAAGCUGCUUGCCACGAAGCAGAAGAACGUGCACAACGCGAAGUCGCAGCUACAAAGGCGCCCCGUGGCCGAGGCACUAGUAUGUCAAGUGGAGUCCGGGGCGUUCGCGGGACAAGAGCAACAGCAGCUGCAAGAGGUACCAAAGGCAUUCCUCGUGCAGCCUCGACGAGUGCCGCAUCAGCAAUCCCUCGCAGUCGAUCAACUAGCGCCACUGGAAACGUCGGAAGUUUAGGCGGUGGAACAAGACCUGGAUCAUCUGCAAGCCGAGGAACAGGCUUGCCGCGAGGCGUACCUACUAGGAGAGGUUGAGCCAUACUACCUGCGUGUUGUACAUGGGCAAGGUCUUCAAGAAAACUCGCGGCUACUACACAAUGCCUGGAUUCACAGCCGGCAAGAAGCACGCCGUACCAUGAGCUUGCCGCAUCAGG
This is a messenger RNA of Suillus subaureus, 1309 nucleotides long. RefSeq lists its product as uncharacterized. Bases 189 to 1190 code for a protein of 333 amino acids. The transcript is spliced from 4 exons. The record is from RefSeq and is a predicted model, not a curated record. Gene Ontology annotation, cellular component: DASH complex; mitotic spindle. Gene Ontology annotation, biological process: mitotic cell cycle. NCBI's taxonomy places the organism in Eukaryota, Fungi, Basidiomycota, Agaricomycetes, Boletales, Suillaceae.